Molecule: messenger RNA, 858 nt
Organism: Athalia rosae (coleseed sawfly)
Lineage: Eukaryota; Metazoa; Arthropoda; Insecta; Hymenoptera; Athaliidae
Exons: 1
Coding region: 1-858 (285 amino acids)
Source: RefSeq, a predicted model, not a curated record
AUGAUAUCGGUCCGCAACAUUACUUCGUCCGAACGAGGUAAUGUCGUCUGCGCCGAUCUUCCAUACUUGGCUGUUGCGACUCCGAACGAAGAACCACCGAUAGCCGGUGAUCUCACGGAUCGGCAAUACGAAGCCGGUGUAAGUGCCGUCGAAUUCUUCGAAGAUGGGGAAUUCGCAUCAGCUGCUGACGACGAAAACAACGAGCUUCUCGAUGCAGGGAGCGAAAGCGACAGCGACAGCGACGUUGAGGAUGACGAUGAUCUCGACUUAGCGACACGCUUACGCAUGUUCCGACCGGCAGAAGCUCCUGCAGAACCAGGAUCGUACGAGGCUAACGCUAUAGCCUUCUUCGCUGGCUAUACGGCCAACAAGUUGUCCAAGGUGCACCCUUGUGACUGUUGUCGGGAUAUUCUGGCCAAAAAGGUAUCCGAUACGGUCAAUGCUAACGAAAGGUAUACGGUAUGCCGAGAAUACGUAAGUGACGACACGUACCUAGUUACGUCGUUGAAAAGACCAACUGACAGGUAUUAUAAGAUUGUCGAAGCUCAGCUUCAGUCUUUUCUUCCAGUGUUCAUCCAGCACAAGCACGAGGGUGGCAUACUGAGGAAGCUCGUUGCUCACGCAAUUGAUGCAACGACCAAAAUUGACCCGCAGUGGUUCGACGAGUCUGAUCCGUGCAACAACCAUAGGAUCUUCGCCGUACGGUUCAUGUUGAGGGUGAAACUUCAACGUUAUUGCCAGCUCGACAACCGGGCUGCCAAAUCGAAGAGCCAAGAGAAGCGUCGUGCAGCUGCGGCGAAACGAAAUGCUCUCAAGCCAGUCAGGAAGAUGCGAAACAUCCUCCAUACCCACGGUUGA